Dothidotthia symphoricarpi CBS 119687 is the source of this 1514-nucleotide messenger RNA. Its product is annotated as aryl-alcohol dehydrogenase-like protein. The record is from RefSeq and is a predicted model, not a curated record. The transcript has 3 exons. Bases 248 to 1405 code for a protein of 385 amino acids. Lineage: Eukaryota; Fungi; Ascomycota; Dothideomycetes; Pleosporales; Dothidotthiaceae.
CCCUUGACCCCACCUUUCCAUGCACUUCCGGAGUCCCUUGGCAAGCGCCAGAGCAUAUGCACAAUGGAAAGACCCGCAGACAACGUAUGGUCUUGAUACGUCAUGAUACGAUGUGGCCGUGAUGGAGAUACUAUAAGUAUAGGGCCUACCUUGCCUUCUCAGUCGAACAAUUACAAUCACAAUCUCGCAAACAGAACAACAAAUCACCACUUCAACUUUUCUCUUCAAUCAGAAAAAAAUACUCAAUAUGCCUUCUCCAUUCGGCGAAGUCCCGCAGCCCAAGUCUCUUCUUGACUUCCAGCGCGUCCUCUCGCCGACGGCGGCCGUCCGCGUCUCGCCAUUAUGUCUUGGAGCCAUGAACUUUGGCGAUGCGUGGGAGAGUAUGAUGGGAUCUUGUGACAAGAAGACAGUGUUUGAGAUUUUGGACUACUUCUACGAGCAGGGUGGAAACUUCAUCGAUACUGCCAACAACUACCAAAACGAAGAAAGCGAGAAAUGGGUGGGAGAUUGGAUGGCUGAUCGAAAGGUUCGCGAUCAAAUUGUCCUUGCGACGAAAUUCACCACGUUCUACCCGGAUCCAACCAACAAUCCCCCCCGUCAACGUAUCAACUUUGCGGGAAACAGCACAAAGUCGUUGAAAGCCUCGCUCGAGGCGUCGCUCAAGAAGCUGCAGACGGACUACAUAGACUUGCUCUACGUGCACUGGUGGGACAACACCACCAGCAUUCCGGAGUUGAUGCAAAGUUUGAACCACAUGGUGGCGAGCGGAAAGGUGCUGUACCUGGGAAUCAGUGAUACCCCGGCCUGGAUUGUCAGCAAGGCAAACGAAUACGCUCGCAACCACGGCCUCCGUCCCUUCAGCGUGUACCAGGGCCGCUGGUCCGCCGCCGACCGUGACUUCGAGCGCGAUAUCAUCCACAUGGCACGCGACGAAGGCAUGGCUUUGUGCCCCUGGGGCGCUCUCGGUGGAGGAGAUUUCAAGAGCGAGGAGCAGCGCAAGAGCGCCGAGAAGGGCCGCGACUUUGGCGAGGUUUCCGAAAAAGCAAUCAAAGUCUCCAGGAAACUCGAAGCCGUUGCAAAAGCAAAGAACACGCAGAUCACCAGUAUUGCGCUGGCGUAUGUCAGGAGCAAGUACCCGCAUGUGUACCCUAUUGUCGGCGGCAGGAAGAUUGAGCACUUGAAGGGAAACAUCGAGGCGUUGGCAUUGGAGUUGAGCCAGGAAGAGGUGGAUGAUAUCGAAUCGGCAGUCGAGUUUGACAUCGGCUUCCCAUUGAACUUGUUGUAUGAGAUGGGCGGGAGCAAGUACAAGACGACAAACACGAGCGAGGAUAUCUACUUGCUGGGCUUUGCGGGCAAGGUGGACUGUCUGCCGGUUCAGGGCGGGCCAAAGCCUCGUCAGUUGUGAGGGAUGAGGGGUUGGCUUCGUAUCUCAUGCCGCACUUAGUUGUGGAUUUGUAUAGGAAAUAGCUCUCACAAAACAAUGAUUAAACGUGAUGAACUAUCUUGUCAAUGGC